ACACAUCCCUUCCUUUCGUCAUGUUCAACAACAGCAGCGUCGUUCCUUACUUCCCUUCGCACGCAACCGGAGACGCGGCACAGGCCAGCGCGCCAGGUGACUUGACUCCGUUGCCGGUCUGUCCUGGAACAUCGCGUUCCGUCCAAAGCAGCUUCAAUGCAAACACUACCAUCAGCGCCAAGUGCAACAGCUGCCAGGACGCCUUCAUGUUUCCUAAGGUACUCAACUGUCUGCACGCCUUCUGCAAAUUGUGCCUAGAAAAACAACAGACAAGUCCCGACAAGUUGAAGUGCCCGCAGUGUUUACAGGAGACAACAUUACCAGCCGAAGGCAUUGCCGGACUUUUCUCAAACUAUGCCACAUCAAUCAUCCUCAAAACCUUGGUGCUCGAUCAUUCAUGUCUCACAUGCACGGCUUGCAAACACACAGCUGUUCCUGCAGUUGCACGCUGCCUUGAUUGCGUCCAUUACAUAUGUUCUAAUUGUGUAAUGGCGCACCAAUUCAUGCAUUGGCUACAAUCCCACCGCGUUCUCACAUUGGGUGACAUCCAGAUCUAUCCAAACAACCUCCGAAAAAACGACCAAGCGGUACGUUGUUUUCGCCACAAGAAUGAGGCUCUUCAGUUCAUCUGCAGGACAUGCAACGUUUCUGUUUGCCGGGAGUGCGCAGCGUUCGAGCACCCGACGAGCACGCACAACCUCAUGGCUCUUGUCGAUGUGAGGCAAAAGCUCACCGAAGGUCUCUCAUUCGUCAUCAGCAGUACUAAAAUGAAGGCCAACAACCUUCUCAGCUCUGUGACCAGCAUAGAAACAAUUUUGAGCCGGCUACACAUCCAUUACCGUAAGGCUCAGACUGAUAUUAGCAGCUCCUUCGAAGCUUGGAACGAGACUGCACUGGAACAGAGCAAACAAGAAAUCCUGAUAGACCUGGAAAAUACCUAUAAUAAAAAGCUUAUGUUCAUGAAGCGCCUGGGCAAGAAAGUGCAGGAGAGCUUGUGCAAUAUCGUCAAAGUUUGCGUCACUGCCGAAAGGCUAGCAAACUUCUCCUUUACAAACAAGGAGUUAAUAGAUUUUCAACAACUGCUGGAUACAGAUUUCCAGGAAAUAAUGACAUUCAACCCCGAGACACACUUGCAGGACAUGGACGUGGUGUUCGUGCCAAACUUCACGGCCCUGCAAGUGAGCAUCCGAAAUUCCUUGGCGUGUGCCCAGCAGCGCUCCGAAGUCCUGGUGCGUGGAGCGUUCUCACGACCACAUAUCAAAGCCCCUACCACGGACAGUCCUUCUAACGCACCAUCGAGCACAUCAUUAAUGCAUGAGCGCACCUACUGCAGUCGUUCAAGUUCUACUAGCAAUGACCCAUGUUCUACGGAACUCUUCCCUUCAGCAGAAAAAUUGUCCACGGUACCAAACCAAACACUUCCAUCUGGACCUCACCCUUCGGAGCCCGUCGUUAACGUGGUGCGCAGUCCAUUCGCCUGGAGUAACAUCCCGCAUACCAAGUCCGCAAUAAAGCGCCAGAAAAUUAUCUACCACAGCAAGUUCGGAGAGUUCGGCGUCAGGGAGGGUCAGUUCACGGAACCGUCUGGAGUAGCGGUUAAUGCUCAAGGCGACAUUGUCAUAGCCGACACCAACCGACAUCGAAUCCAGGUGUUCGACAGAGGCGGCAGAUUCAAGUUACGCUUCGGAGAGUGCGGCAGGAGGGACGGCCAACUGCAUUAUCCAAACCGCGUUUUUGUCGUUCGCGCUUUCGGCGACAUCAUAGUGACCGAGCGAUCUCCAACGCACCAGGUUCAAGUUUUCAACCAGUAUGGACACUUUCUGCGAAAGUUUGGCUCCUCAGUCUUGGAGCAUCCGCGUGCAGUCACUGUCGACAGCAAACUGCGUAUCAUCGUCGUUGAAUGCAAAGUAAUGCGCGUUAUCAUCUUCGACCUUUGGGGGAACAUCUUGCGUCAGUUCAGCUGUUCCGAGCACCUCGAGUUCCCGAACGGUGUCGCAGCGAAUGACAAGGAGGAAAUUUUUAUCUCUGACAAUCGAGCCCACUGUGUGAAGGUGUUCUCCUACGAAGGUGCACUCCUCCGUCUCAUUGGUGGAGCUGGAGUAACCAACUAUCCCAUAGCAGUGUGCAUCAACAAAAAUGGUCAUCUGGUCGUGUCUGACAAUCACCACUACUUCCACAUCACUGUGUUUACGCAAGACGGUCAUCUCGUGAGCGCCUUCGAAAGCCACGUGAAGCACGCACAGUGCUACGACGUAGCCCUCAUGCACGACAACUCCGUCAUACUUGCUAGCAAGGACUGCAAACUCUAUAUUUAUCGCUAUGACCAGUCAUUGUUCUGACGCUAGUAUCUGUGGCGUUUCUGUGUUCGUGGCAAUUAUUUCUGUUGGUACCCUUGGUUUUGCAUGAUGGGAUUGGUACACGCGCAAUUGGUGCAAUUGCUCUAGGUGGUACACACGCACACAUAAAAAAAGAAGCGUGCCAGCGAAGGUUUGAACCUAACUCUCUGGCAGUCAUUAGAUUUUUGUUGAUGUCAGUUACUUUCUGAGGUUCUGUGUUGUGUUGGAGCCGGCUCUGCUCGUUUACCUGUCUGUUAAAUAAUUGUCCACUUGCUAAACAGAAAUCUCGUUUCAAGAACAACUGUUUUACUUCUGCUAGAAUUCAAGAUGAAGCCAUCUUCAGAGGCGCGUUCGUAGUGUAGACAACUUCUUUCCAGAUUUCCUUCAGUUCAUGUUUACGCUUAUGGAUAAACUGCAAUAAAGGCUGGCUGGCUGGGCUAGAUU
Ornithodoros turicata is the source of this 2780-nucleotide messenger RNA. RefSeq names its product B-box type zinc finger protein ncl-1-like. The transcript is spliced from 3 exons. Lineage: Eukaryota; Metazoa; Arthropoda; Arachnida; Ixodida; Argasidae. The coding region runs from base 21 to 2339 and encodes 772 amino acids. Gene Ontology annotation, molecular function: protein binding; ubiquitin protein ligase activity; zinc ion binding. The record is from RefSeq and is a predicted model, not a curated record.